CCCUGUGAUGGUCGAUUGUGAUUUUGACACCACCGGGUCGCUGAAUCUUAUGCAAUGUCAGAGAGUGACGACAGUGAUGCAGAAGGAGGGCUUGGCAACGUGACAAGGGUAGUCUUAAGGCCACCGGGUCACAGUGGGAAGGCAAAACGGGGUCAUCUCUGCUUCGACGCUUCGUACGAAGGGGGAAAUCUGGGACGUGUGGAUUUUAUCUCCGAGUACGAGUACGAUCUAUUCAUUCGACCAGACACUUGCAAUCCUCGAUACCGACUAUGGUUCAACUUUGUCGUGGACAACGUCCGAGCUGACCAGAGAGUGAUCUUCAAUCUGGUGAACCUUUGCAAAAUCAAGACGUUGUUUCGAGAUGGGAUGACUCCGCUGGUGAAGACCUCUAGUCGUCCCAAAUGGCAGCGACUUCCAGGCAAGUACGUGUACUACCACAAGUCCCCAGAGCAUCGGAACCACUACAUUUUGUCAUUUGCUUUCGCCUUUGACCGGGAAGAGGACGUGUACCAAUUCGCUUUCAGUUUCCCGUACUCGUACUCUCGCUGCCAGGCCCACCUCGAACUCCUGGAACAGUUUCCUCAUUUCAAGAGAGAGACCAUUGGGGCCUCUCUACAAAAUCGAAAACUGGACAUCAUCACGAUAACUAACCUGCCACCGAGUGGACUUGUGGGGGGAAAACGACCAAAAAUGGUGGUCAUCCUGGCCCGAAUCAAUCCAGGAGAGACGCCCACGUCCUACAUUGCUCAGGGCUUAAUGGACUUCAUGGUCAGCAGCCACCCACUCGCAGGGGCACUCCGGGACCACACAAUCAUAAAAAUUGUGCCAAUGAUUAAUCCUGACGGGUCAUAUUUGGGAAAUUAUCGGACUUCGCUGAUGGGUUAUGAUCUCAAUCGACAUUGGAAUCAAGUCUCUCCUUGGUCACAUCCCACGCUUCAUACGAUAAAAAACGUUCUGAUCGACUUGGAUGCAAGCAAGACCAUCGACCUCGACAUGGUAAUUGACCUUCACGCCCACGCCAGUCUCAUGGGCUGUUUCAUUUAUGGCAAUGCCUAUGACGAUGUUUACAGAUUUGAAAGGCACAUUUUAUUCCCGAAACUGCUCGCCCAUAACGCGGAAGACUACAAUCCUUCACACACAAUGUACAACAGGGAUCCAAACAAGGCUGGAACUGCGAGACGGCAUUUGUGCGAAAUACUCCGAAAUACUGUGAACGUCUACACCAUGGAGGUUUCAUACUUUGGCUACACACAAGCUUUGUCCAACGCAAUCAUAACUUAUAAUGAAGAUGGAUAUUUAAGACUUGGCCGGAACUUGGCAAGAACUUUCUUUGAGUACUAUAAAGCCACUGGGAUCAUUCCACAGACAGUGUUAUCCGCCACAGCAGCAACAGCACCGGGGGAUGACAACAACGACCGAGGAGGAGGGCACAAGAACAGCAUGCGAGGAGGAAAAAGCCGACCAAGAGCAAGAUCUAGGACGAAGGGGAAAUCCCGGGAUAAAUCUCACACCAGGUCGCCAUCUAAUCCUAAAGACGGAAUUGCAGGAGCCAUCCCAGCUAACACUAAUGUUAAUGACAACGACAAUGAGGACGACGAAGGGGAGAACGAGAUGGACAAGACGGUGGUAAAACUGCCCCAAUUAACGAAAGAAAUUGCACGACAUUCGGACUCUUCGGAUAUCGACAGUUCCGACGAGGAGCAGGUGAAAGUCAGGGCGACGAAAAAUGGGACUAUUUUCCAGCAACAAUACAUCAGACGGAGGUCGUCCACGGCUAAUCCCCUCCUCCAAACAACCAGGUCUCGUACGGAUACUAAUGGAGACAAUGUCACUAAUGUGUCCAAUAAUCAUAAUGGAAAAGGCCAUACUGGGAAAAGUCACCAACCCACGGGGCGACCAGUUCAACUUCUCAACCUCUCCGAGACUUCUCCCCAACGGGGUCCGCUCUCCUUUACGUCUCAACCUAAUGAAGUUGAAGUGAAGAAGGCUGCUUAUCAAACUUUCGACUUCAGCAUUUUAAAAGAGCACCGUCAUCACGGGCAUGUAUCCAGGGAACUGCCUGGCCAUAACGGUGCAUCUGCUGUAUCCACCACCACCACCACGAGGCAUAAAGUGCGACGUUUCACGCACAAGCGUCCCGAUGAGACGGAAAACACAAGAAAAAUCGGCGGAGGUGGAAUAAUUGGGAGAAGAAAGGGACGGGUGCGAGAAAGUCGUCGUCGGGAAGUGCAAUCCGAGACGGAAACAGAGUCCCCUUGUUUGACAAUAAUUGAUUUCAACAUGUUAAUCCGUAAAGCGUUGGAGGGCCGGGGAAGUUAUGGUGGUGGGAAAGGGAGGGAUGGCGGAUGGCGGGGUUGGUCAUCUGGUCAUCGGUUGCGAGACCGAAGGGAGAUCAGUGGUCAUGCCACGGACGGCGGUGGUGGUGGACCUUCGAUCAUGUUAUCAGGGAGACGAAGGAACAAUGUGAGACGACGAAGAGCGAUCCUGCUUCGAGGAACGGUAACAGAUUGCUCCCCAUGGGAGGAGGAUGACGAGGACGCUGCUGCUGCUGUUGGCACGUUAUCAUCCGACUCCAGUGAUGAUGAUGUCCUCUCCCCUCACGCUGCCUCAUCCUUGAAGGGAAACCUCACAAGACGCGACUUUAAUUUGAAUAAGAAGGGAAACAGAAGACGAGUGGGGAGGCGGAAGAGAUCUCCGGCAACUCCAACCCUUUCUCCAUCUCCAAUAUUUCUUCCGCAAUAAUUCUUGUUCUCCCUCCUACUGUCGUCGCUUCGUCUGCUAUUAACACUUUGCAUUCUACACAGAAGAAAGUGAGCCAAGUGGGUAUGAAUCUGAAUUUUAGGCAGGGUCCCAAUUUUUUCUCCUGCCUCCUCCACUUUACCAAAACUUGUAAUAAAAACCAUGAGUCAUUUCUUUUCCAAAAUGGAAUUGUUCAACAAGAAGAAUUCUCUCUCUCUCUCUUUGUGUGUACUUAUCGUUAGAACGAGUCAGGGGUCAAAUGAAUUUAAUUUCAGCAAAAGCGUGAACAAGUCUGUUACCGAACCUCUUUCUUGCCAAGUACAAGUUUUGAUAAAUUAUGGUGCUUUCUUGUGGAAAGAACGGAACACAACGACGGCGAGGAGCGAGAGGUCCCACUGAUACACACCACGCUUGAAGAUGCACACAAUGUCCUACAUUUUCACACAUAUUUGCAUUUUGCAUAAGAAAAAGAACCACAAUUUAUAGAUGUUCAAUUCAAGUGACAGCACUGAUAUUCCAAAUAUGCAGCAGCAAAUCGCUGCAAAAAAGAAGCAAAAAUAAAAUCAUCUAAAAAUAAAAUCUGCAAAGUGUUAGAAUGGGCAAACGAAGUGUAUUGUGUUUAACUCCGUUUAAAGAAAAUAAAAUAGUGCACUUUUCCAUCCUA
Folsomia candida is the source of this 3403-nucleotide messenger RNA. RefSeq lists its product as uncharacterized. Lineage: Eukaryota; Metazoa; Arthropoda; Collembola; Entomobryomorpha; Isotomidae. The transcript is spliced from 12 exons. Gene Ontology annotation, biological process: proteolysis. Gene Ontology annotation, molecular function: zinc ion binding; metallocarboxypeptidase activity. The coding region runs from base 55 to 2742 and encodes 895 amino acids. The record is from RefSeq and is a predicted model, not a curated record.